AUGCAGAAUAACAACUCAUGUGACAUGAAGGAAGAUCAAAAAUUGAACUCCGAUAGGGGGAAUCGAACCCCCGGCUGCCGUGUGAGAGACGGCGAUGUUAGCCACUACACCAUAUCGGACUGGUACGAUAGUGCUUAUGUCGGUUUAGUGUACUACACCUCUGGUCUAGCUUUUAUCCUUGUCGGCAUUUUGGCGCUUCUCAUAACAUCAAUCCACCAUGCUCUCGGAUGGACUUCCUCUGUUGGCUUCGACAGUGGUGUGUAA
Penicillium waksmanii is the source of this 264-nucleotide messenger RNA. RefSeq lists its product as uncharacterized. Bases 1 to 264 code for a protein of 87 amino acids. NCBI's taxonomy places the organism in Eukaryota, Fungi, Ascomycota, Eurotiomycetes, Eurotiales, Aspergillaceae. The transcript is spliced from 2 exons. The record is from RefSeq and is a predicted model, not a curated record.